AUGGGCCUGGCUGCGUCCGCCGAUGCACGGCAGCUCUGGCUCGCAUCGCAGUUUCAACUGUGGCGCUUCGAGGAUUUUCUGUCCAGGGAACGCGCGCAGACUGACUAUGACGCGGUCUAUGUACCCAUUGAAGGCCGCACGGUGGGUGAAGUCGACAUCCACGACAUUCACCCGAGACCAGACCAACCGCCUCUCUUCGUCGUUUCCCGGUUCAACUGUAUCGCCACGCUGGACGCGGACAACAGUUUUGCACCGCUGUGGAUGCCCCGGUUCAUUGACGCGAUGGUAGCGGAGGACCGUUGCCAUCUGAACGGAAUGGCGGUCGAUGGCGACACGCCGAAACUUGUUACCUGUGUUGCCGCCACAAAUUCCGGCGGUGAAUGGCGAGACCACCGACGCGACGGCGGGAUUGUGAUCGACGUCGAAACGAACGAGAUCAUCGCGGGCGGAUUUUCAAUGCCGCACUCCCCUCGUCUCAAGGACGGCCGAUGUUAUCUCAUCCAGUCCGGGACCGGUGAAUUCGGCACACUCGACCUGGCGAGCGGCCGCUUCACACCCAUUUGCCGGCUCCAGGGAUUUGCCAGGGGAUUGAGCCUUGUCGGCAACCAUGCAGUCAUAGGUGUCUCGAAACCAAGGGAUGAAAGGCAUUUCGGCGGGUUGGCUCUUUCCGACACCCUUGCGGAGGCGGGUCUCGACCCGCUCUGCCAUAUAGCGAUCGUCAACCUGACCUCAGGCGAAAUAGAACACAGGCUCGUCUUCGAGGGUCUUGUGAGCGAACUCUACGACGUCGCCCUUCUGAACGGUAUUCGCAGACCGAUGGUCCACGGCUUUGUGCAGCCGGACUUGCGGUUCGUGAUCCGUCCGGCUCCCUUUGAUCUUGAGCGGCAUAACGGCGCCGCCUCAUGA
This is a messenger RNA of Effrenium voratum, 906 nucleotides long. Lineage: Eukaryota; Dinophyceae; Suessiales; Symbiodiniaceae. The record is from the annotation of a GenBank genome assembly.